ACCAUAUUCAAACACAGCACAACACAAUCUCACUUCUUCUUCUUCUUAUUCUUCUUAUUAUAUCUCUUUUUUCCCCAAAAUAUGGUUUCUUAUUCUUAUCAUCAUUAUUACUACUACCUUCUCACUUUGACGACACUCCUUUUAGUGUCGUUUUCUCUUGUAGCCACAUCCUCAAACGACAUGUCGUCCAGCUCCCGAACUGACUCAGAGCUAAAAGAGAUUUAUACGAAAUGGGUAGUUGAGAACCACAAAACCUAUAACGGUCUCGGCGAGGAAGACAGGAGAUUUCAAAUCUUCAAAGACAAUCUUCGCUUCGUGGAUCAACACAACGCCCAGGAAAACCGAUCUUACAAACUCGGGUUGAACCGGUUUGCUGACCUCACUAAUGAGGAAUACCGGGUCGGGUUUUUGGGUACUCGCUCAGAUGUUAAACGACGUGUUAUGAAGGCUCAAAACGCAAGUCGUAGAUACGCUUCUUAUGCUAAUGAUGAUCAUAAGCUGCCUCAGUCUGUUGAUUGGAGGCAAAACGGCGCCGUUAAUGCCGUUAAGAAUCAAGGAAGUUGUGGAAGUUGCUGGGCAUUUUCAACAGUGGCUGCAGUUGAAGGCAUAAACAAGAUAGUUACAGGAGAACUUGUGUCUUUAUCAGAACAAGAAUUGGUUGAUUGUGACAGAGCUUAUAACUCUGGCUGCAAUGGUGGUUUAAUGGACUAUGCCUUUGAGUUCAUCAUCAAAAAUGGUGGAAUUACCUCUGAAAAUGACUACCCUUAUGCCGGUGUCAAUGGCCAAUGCAACGCUUCUCGGGCUAACAAGAAAGUUGUUUCGAUUAGCGGGUAUGAGGAUGUUCCUACAUUAGAUGAGAAGGCUUUGAAAAAAGCUGUGGCUCAUCAACCUAUUAGUGUUGCCAUUGAAGCUAGUGGCAGAGCUUUGCAGCUAUACCAAUCUGGUGUUUUCACUGGUGAAUGUGGUACAAAGUUGGAUCAUGGUGUGGCUGUCGUCGGGUAUGGCACAGAGAACGGUGUGGAUUAUUGGCUUGUUAGGAAUUCUUGGGGAACCAACUGGGGAGAGGAAGGAUAUUUCAAGUUAGAACGUAACUUGGUUGGUACAAAGAAUGGUAAAUGUGGAAUUGCAAUCGAAGCUUCUUACCCUGUUAAGAAUGAAGGCGAUGAUCAUACACCGAGCAAGCCUUACUUGGUUCGCGAAAUUGCUGCUGCUGUUGCUGAGAUGGUAGCUUCUGCUUAAAUGAAAACCAUAUUGGGGGUGGAAUGGAGAAAGAAGAAAACUAAGUAUGGUGGCAAAGAUGCAUAAAAAAGUUGCCCCUUUUGGUUGAAACAGUAACUAGUAACUAGUAACUAAUAACUAGUAACUAGUAACUGGUAACUGGUAACAAGUUCCACCCUUUGUUCCCUUAUAGGUCUAAGAGUUUACACCAGAAGAAUUUUUGGUGCCUUAUUUGGAAUCACUAUGUUUUUGUAUAUAGAUUUUAAUAUUCCAAAACUGCAACACAUAAGAAGAAGAAGAAGAAAAGGAUGUAUAGUGUUGCAGUUCAUUGUCAUUAUUAUCAUUGAAAUUUUAGCCUGAUUUUUUACAUCAGGGAAAAUCUAUGCAAUUAAUUUAAUCUA
Cannabis sativa is the source of this 1619-nucleotide messenger RNA. RefSeq names its product cysteine proteinase COT44. NCBI's taxonomy places the organism in Eukaryota, Viridiplantae, Streptophyta, Magnoliopsida, Rosales, Cannabaceae. Gene Ontology annotation, cellular component: lysosome. Bases 82 to 1239 code for a protein of 385 amino acids. The record is from RefSeq and is a predicted model, not a curated record. The transcript has 4 exons. Gene Ontology annotation, molecular function: cysteine-type endopeptidase activity.